UAUACUUCUUGUCACAAUCUGGGUUCAUUUGAGGGUCCAAGUUUAUCGCCAUGUAUGACUUCAGGUUACCUGCAGGUGUCGAUUUUGGACGUACCAUUUGCGCCUCAACCUGUUUGGAAAUUCAGACAGAGCGCCGGCUCGGCGAUAUAAGGACAACCCCGUUGCAGACUCGCACUCGGACUUCCUUCAAGCUCUUUGAACCAUCAUUGACAUAGCUCAAGUCCAAGUCCCCCAACCUUUCAUAUAACCACUUCAUCGUCACAAGCUCGCGGCCUCUUGUUCAACAGACCAUGUUGGACUUACUCUCCAAAGAUCGAAUAGUCAACGAGGCAGGCCUCAGAGCCGCCUUGUAUCAUCUGGACGCAAUUUCAUCGUCAGGAGCAACCGCAUUACAAGCCACGGUUGAACAUAUGUUGUCAUCACCUCAUAUCUUUGCAUAUAUUAUUUCUGUUUGGGAUCGCCGCGAGGCAAUAAUCUCACAGAUCAUGACAAACUUUCCAACGAAAUCUCAAGAAUAUCCGGCAUCCAUUGCGAGAAGAAUGCUAGACACUCUGUCCAUGUACUUUUUAGCUUUUCCAGCUGAAUCUCUGACGGUGGAUGUCUCAAAGGACAUCGAUCGUCACAGUGGCUUCAUCGAGGGCGCUUUACCUGUACUUUACGCGCUGAACACUAUGGGGAUUGCUGGUGCAGAGUCUGAUAAUGGAUUCGUCAAGAAGAAGGUGCCUCGGAAAAUGUACAAGCGCAAUCGUCUGAAAGGUCAUACGGCCAUCGACACAUCGCUCUUCGUGAGGCUUGGUGUGGUUGUCCCUCUCACGAGCGAGGCUGCCGCAUCAUUGUCUACUCAGAUUCUUGCAGAGCUGAAAAAUGCUCUCUCGUUCUACCUCUCGCUUCUGCGGAGGACGGAAUUGGCAGGCGAUAUCAAAGCCUUACUCCUCCAAAAUGUUGGGAAGUCUGCUAAAGAUGUUGCGCCUGAAGUUUCGUCAACCGAGGAUGUCGAGAGCCCAACAAACCGACCUAGUGCGUGCGAAAUGGUGCAGUCUAUGAAGGCUGCGCUUUACUUCGACAACGCGGACGGGUUCGGAGAGUGGCGGAUCCUCGUAUCCACGGAGGCGUACAAAAAAUUGCGUGAAUUCCGUAGAGCAGAUCAGAAGACAUUCAAGAUCGUCUUCAAGAAGAUCAAAGAACUAUCGAAUGGCCAUUUCUCAGAUGAUAAUCACAAGCGAAUUAACGGGCCGGAUGCAGGCAUACCCAUCUACGACGCCAAGGUGACAAAGGACUUACGAUUAGUAUAUCAGAUUGAUUGUAUCCCUGACCAGGAUGGAAAGUCCGAAAGACAAGUAAUCCAGGUAUAUGGCAUUUAUAUGCAUGCACAGUUUGGCAGAAUAUGGGAUGCCUUGGGUAGCCAUCUCGCACGCAAGGGCAGAGAAUAUCGUAGAAGGUGCACCUUACCAGUCCUGUCUAAAGACAGCGCGAUUAUGCCUGCGUCAUUCCCACCAGCUGAACAUGAGCCAGAAUGCUCAGGAAGCCCACUUGAUCUUAGUGAUAAAGACAUGCUUCACCCUUUGCUUGUUUUGGAGAAAUAUGUCACAUUCUCGCAAGCGCUCCUGCAUGGUCUCAUCGCAAACCGAGACGUAGAGCACGUCUUUAAGCUCACACCACAAGAACAAAAUAUUGUCGAGUGCACCACGUCAAGUUACGUCUUGGGUCGCAGCGGUACAGGAAAAACCACGACGAUGUUGUUCAAGAUUCUCGGCAUUCAGCGAGCUUGGGAAAUGAGCGCCGUCGCCAUGCCGAAGCCACGCCAAAUCUUCGUCACCAAAUCCAGAGUGCUCGCUACGAGAGCGGAAGUGUAUUUCGCGAAGCUUGUCGAAUCUCUGGCGUUAGCAGGCUAUACCCUGGAGGAACUUGCAAAAAUGAAGGCACGAAGUGUUCAGGAGGGCCUUGUUGAUCUCGACGACCUGCCCGAAUCACAUAUGAGUAUACCCAUGAAAUACAGCGAACUUGAGGACAAGCACUUUCCGCUUUUUGUAACUUUCGAUCGACUGGCAAAAAUGAUCGCAACAGAUAUCUUGGACAAGAAAGAUAGCGCAGGACUUGUCUUCAAUGUGGACGAUGCCGAGGCGCAAGACCGUUUCGUCACCUAUGACGUAUUCGCACAUCAAUACUGGCCUCAUUUUCCACAGAAUCUCACUAAGAAUCUUAAUCCGUGGUUGGUUUUCAGCGAAUUCAUGGGGAUUGUCAAAGGCUCCGAAGACGCACUGAAUUGUCAAGGAGUUCUCGAUCGCCCAAACUACAUCCGUCUUCCUCAUCGUUCUUACCCAAAUUUUGCGAAUCAGAGGGAACUUCUGUAUGAUAUCUUCGAGUAUUAUACGAAAAUCAAGAGGCAGCGAUGUCAUCAUGAUGUUGCAGACCGUGCAUAUGCGAUACUCAAGGUCUUGCGGACCCAGAGGUUCCCUGGCCAACAUAUUGAUUAUAUGUAUGUCGACGACGUACAAGACAUCCUUCUGAUCGAUGCACUCUUUUUGAGGCAAUUAUGCGGGAAUCCAGAUGGUUUGUUCUGGGCUGGUGACACCGCGCAGACAAUCUCUGCAGGAAGUUCCUUUAGGUUCAAUUAUCUGAAAGCGUUUCUCUACCGCAUGGAGCGAAACACCUCGAUCAAUUCCACUGGAGCAUAUCUUCAUCAGCCUAUGAUGUUUCAAUUGACGAUCAACUACAGAUCACAUGGUGGCAUUGUCAACUGCGCGAAUUCUGUGAUCGAACUCAUCACAAAAUUUUGGCCCAACACAAUCGACGGUUUUCGGCAAGAAAAAGAGGUGGUUGGUGGGCUCAAGCCUGUAUUUUUUACUGGUUGGGACGAAGAUGCCCUUCGUUAUGAACAGUUCUUCUUUGGGGCGAGCGGUAGUCACGUUGAGUUCGGAGCCCAGCAAUGCAUUCUCGUGCGUGACGAUGCGGCACGUCAGAAGUUACGAGACCAAGUUGGUCAAAUUGGACUAAUUAUGACGCUUUAUGAAAGCAAAGGCCUGGAAUUCAAUGAUGUGCUGCUGUACAACUUUUUCGAGGAUUCUGCUGUAGAUCUGUCGCGAUGGCGCAUAGUUCUCAAUGGGGUAGACGGUCAAAGAUAUGCACCAAAUUUUGAACGAGACGAGGCGCGAUACGCCGGGGUUUGUAGCGAGCUCACACUUCUUUAUGUGGAGAUCACUCGGGCAAGGAAGAACAUAUGGAUCGUUGACAAAUCUGAUAGAUCAGAGCCGAUGCGUAUAUUCUGGACGUCUCGCAACCAGAUCUAUAAUUGUGUCCCCGGCACCGAUGUCCCUCCUCUAGCCGUCUCCUCGACUCCAGAAGAAUGGGCAUCCUUCGGGCGCUCACUAUUCUCGCACAAGCGCUACUCGCAGGCUAUCCACUGCUUCGAACGUGCCAACCUUCGUCGUGAAGUGAAGGUCUGCGAAGCAUAUCAAAUCCGAGAAGUCGCACGUUCUAGUGUCGGCGUGGCCUUACUCAGCGACCAAAAAAGAGCUUUUAACGUGGCUGCCGACGCCUUUACUGAUUGUGGGGCGACCGCGACAGGAAAUCAGAAGCUUCAGUACUAUCGUAACUCGGCGGAUUGCUACAUUCGAGCAGGAGAAGAUCUUAAAGCUGCCGAGGCCUAUUUCAAUACUCGAGAGUUCGAGCAAGCAGCGAAAAUAUAUCGCAAGGCUGGACAGUUUGACAAGACCCUCCAUGUCCUUAAUUACCAUGGCACGGAUAUACCUGAAGAGACCAAGGCGGAGUUAUGGACUGUGUGCAGACUGUUUUACUGCAGCAGGAACAACGCUCAGACUCCCUUGCCCCUCUUCUCCACGUUUGAUGAACAACUCGAAUUUCUGGAGGACUAUGAUCUUGAUUACGCUCGUGCAUCACUACUUGAAUCUCACUCAAGGUACUACGAGGCCGCAGAGCUCCACUUAUCAGAGAAUAGACCCUUGCAAGCUGUCAGGGCAUUCAUCAAGGACGAAAGUAACGAUUCUACUAUUCGUGCGGCCGAUACUAUAUUGGAAUACUUCUGGCGCAAAUGCUCCUUUAGAAUCACGGCAAAAUCCAUUGUUGAUGAGCCAAUGCGGCAUUUUAUCGCUAUCGCUGAUGAGCUGGAGACGAACAAACUAACGCUGGCCACGCGUGAUUUAAUAUCGAUGUUUCAAAACAUCUUGCGCGGAAAUCAUGAGCCGUUGAGAAAUCUUGCGCUUAACUUCUAUAUACAAGAUAACAAGCCAGCAGCUCUCCUUUGUCUGGACCAUAUAUUCUCUCGAACCACAGAUAUUCGAGCUUUCACGGUCAAUGAAAUGCAACGGUUCCUUCAACAAUUUCACGCCUAUACGCGACUGCUCUAUCUUAUUUUGACCUUCCCUGACCUCAUGGAGCAUAGGGCUAUUCAGAGACUAUUCUCCAUCGUGCGGUUGUCCGGUGACGAGUUUCUCAUACCAGAUGGAACGUUCCUUCACAACAAUGUAAUGGAAAUGUGCCAGGGCAUCACUUGGGUAUCGGAACAUCCGUCCGGGUAUACAGCUUCUCGUAGAGUCGUCACCCAGCUGCUACAACAAUCCAUUCGAACGAUCUUGAAAGACAAAAUAUCGCAGAUCGAUGCUAUGUGCUGCAAAUCUCCCGUUUUCUCUCAAUGCCUGGAAUUCUUGAUAUCUGGAGUAUGUCGACGAUAUAUCUGUCCCCAGGAGCAUGUUGCAGUAUCGAAAUUGGAUCGCCAGUAUUACAACAAGCGUGUUGCCAUCCACAUCUGGCAGAUCCUGAUCUUGCAAUUCAUGUAUUCCGCCCACCCAUACAUUGAGCGACGCAAAAGCAUGAGGCGCUGGCUCAAGCAUCUUUAUGAGGCCAUCAAUCCACCCUUCUUCAUUCAAGGUUCCCCUGCGGACCUCGACAUGAACCUGAUGCCUCUUCGUCUGGAUGGCAUGAAAGUGGUGAAGCUCUGGAUUCGCGAAUCCUUCUACUCGCUCGACCCAUCCCAUACCCAGGCUGAAUUUUUGACGGAAUUGAUGGGAAUAACCAGUCUUAGUUUUGCUUUUGACAGGGACGACGCACCUGUCUACAUCUCUCGAGCAAAUUGUACGAUCUCCGGACCAUUGGAACUCUUUCGCAAGGGGGACAAUCGUUAUAUGGUUCAUGACCUGCUCAAUUCUUACCAAGGAGCGACCCGCAGCAGCAUCUCAUCGGGGAUUCUGUAUAUUCUGCACGUUCUCGACAAUCGUGUAUGUGUCAACCUCUCCAUGUUGUGCGACUGUAUCGAGGACGUCUGCAGCGCUUUUGUAAUCAAGUACCGAAUGGACCCAGACUUGAAUGAGUUUCCUCUUCAUAACGUCGUCCUUCCAUGUAAAUGGCUGCUGUUUCCCCAUAACUUCACUACGGAGAAAAAAACCAACCUGUCUUUGAUGGCCAAGCUUCUAGAUGAGAUAGCGAGGCUGGUCGAAGCAUUGCGCGUAGAAGCCGGCAUGGAUUUCCUCUGGCUGAACUACGCGAAAUUUACGCCUAUUCUCCGCAAUGUUUUCAUUUCCCGGAUCUGCAGGGUCCUCUGCCUUAUUGCUCAUAACAUCAGGAAUCGCUUCUUGAGAAACAAAGUAGACAAUAUCAUUCUUUCUCUGCACGACAACAACCCUCCUUCAAACUGGCGUCUAGCUAACUAUCGGAAACUCGUGGAUGUCGUGGUCAGGUACAUGACACCCUUGCCAGGACAGGCGCCACCCUCAGACGUUUACUUGCGAGCUCUCCUGGCUUUGGACGACAACAAAGGAGUGAGCAACCUGGUGCAUCUUGUCUACAAAACCAUGAACCAGUGUACCCGAGUCUAUAUAGUCCGACGACUCGUAUACGAGAAGAUCAUCGAGAUCCCCUAUCUCCUUUCAUCAUACGCAGUGACUGCACAGUCUACUCUGAAAGUAGUGGCCCCUGCCUUUGUACCUCGCUUAGAACAUUCAAAGGACCCACCAGAGGUUAUCCAACACGAUGAAAAAGAAAAAGUGGAAUUGCAACCUCAAGAGUUCGAAGAAGAAGAAGAAAUGGAGGAAGAUGUCACGGCGAACGCUGAUACCGAGGCCCGUGAUGCGGUGAUGUUGCUUGCACAUGAUCUUAGCGAGUUGCUACGCACCAACGGACCAUUGGUGGAGGAGGAAGAGGCGGCUUGCAGAAUUCAGAAAGCAUACCGUCGUUACAUCAGACGCCGCUCGAGUCAUGCAGUUAACGCCGAAAUUGAUGCGAUGUUCAUGACGUGCCUGAAGGAGACGCAGUCCUCUGAAUGGCGUUCGGGUUAUUACACCUUCCUUUUCCUUGGACCAUUGCCUCACCUCCUGGUGUGCUUGGAACGAGGCAUUACUCUGACUUGCGCGGCCGUGGCGAAGACAAAAAGCCUUUGGAACAAGGAACCUUAUGAAAAACUUGAGGAGUUGGGCAAGCAGAGAAGCGAGCUAGCAGCGCUUCUCAGGCAGGGAUUGAGAUUACGCAGACAACUGGAACCUUCCUCGCCCGCUCAUCGUGACCGUGACAUUGACGCACUCAAAUCUAGAGUUUCAGAGGUCGAUGAAUUCAUGCAGAAGGUUCCCGGCAACAUGAAAGAUAUGCAAUCCGACUUUCAAAUAGCCUUCAAGGGCAUUGUUGCAAAGAAUAUUCAUGUGAGAAGGAGAAAUUGAUACCUGCUCCCAAUGUCGAGGAUAUGAACGACUGUUGAUUUCGUUUAGGUUGUGGACUGCCAUUUCGUCGGUGUAUCAUAUAUCAUAUUGUACAGUGUGUAUUUCCGUAAAUCGAUGCCUGUACGCGCGAGAACGAACGUUAACGAAAGUAGACAAUAAACAAGUUUUCGUCAUGAUCA
Messenger RNA from Suillus fuscotomentosus, 6841 nucleotides. RefSeq lists its product as uncharacterized. Gene Ontology annotation, molecular function: ATP binding; protein binding. The transcript is spliced from 35 exons. NCBI's taxonomy places the organism in Eukaryota, Fungi, Basidiomycota, Agaricomycetes, Boletales, Suillaceae. Bases 291 to 6662 code for a protein of 2123 amino acids. The record is from RefSeq and is a predicted model, not a curated record.